UAGCUCUCGUGUUUCGUUUUGUUUCUAGCCUUGUCACCUUAGCAACUAUUCACUUUCUCUCAGUUCUCUACUACCUGGUCCACACCUGAAUUUCAUCUCCCCUGAUUUCCUAUCUCUCAUUCUCAUUGGUCCAUACUCCACUUCCCUCUAUUUAUUAGCUCUCUGUUCUUGUUUGUUCCUCGCUGGUUCCUUCUGUUCGAAUCCCCGUUCAUAUCUCUGUUCACCUACCUUUGUCUAUGUACUUUGCCUACUAUGUUCCUGCAGUAUCAACUUUGUUAGUUUUUGGAUUUCUUGUAUCUGCAGUGAUUUUGCUACGUUAUUGCUACGUUUGGAAAACCUUUGGAUUAUUCUUUAAAUAAAGUAAGAAGACUCCUUUAAACAUGCUACUGCCGAGCUCUUGUCUGUGCUUUGGUCACUCUAAACCACAGAGCGCGACAGUAAUGUCCCAGUUUCAUCCCAUGACCUGACCUACAUGUCAGCCAUGACCUUCACCUUGCAGCUGUUAUUUCCUUUAAGAAAAUUCCUUCCACUGUUUUUCAGGUAGUCAAUGAUCCACCUGAAGAAAUUAAUUGUCUCAUUUGCCUUCAAGCACCAACAAGCAAACAUAACGUUGGAUAAAAAUUAAACCCUUUCUCAACAUCACAAGGAAAAGGAAAUAUUUUCAACCUUGCCUCAGGGUUACUUAUAAAGGUGGAGAGUUUCUUCUCGGUUCAGUAGCAUUAGACCCAGCUCAGGUCACAUCGCAGCUUUCAGGUGAACUUCUCUUCCUCUGGUUUCUGCACCAUGAAGACAACGGCUCUGGACAUCUUCUGUCUGCUUCUGCAGACAUCCACACAGGUUCACUGGGAUCUAACACCUGAAGCAACAAAUAUUACUCAGCCUACUGUAACUGUUGCAACAGCGCCACCUACAGAUAUAGUAAUUACAUCUACAACACCUAAAACCUCAUCUGUGGUGAUGACGGCCACAUCAGCUUCAGCCACGUCCAGGCCAGGAUCAACGUUGGAAACCACCACAGCUUCACCAAACAGCUCAAAAACUGCACCACCCUCCGACCCAUCCAGCUCCACAUCUUCACCACCAUCCAACUCAUCUGCACCACCCACCAACCAAUCCAACUCCACAUCUUCACCCCCAUCCAGCUCAUCUGCACCACCCUCCGACCCAUCCAGCUCCACAUCUUCACCACCAUCCAACUCAUCUGCACCACCCACCAACCAAUCCAACUCCACAUCUUCACCCCCAUCCAACUCAUCUGCACCACCCACCAACCAAUCCAACUCCACAUCUUCACCACCAUCCAGCUCAUCUGCACCACCCUCCGACCAAUCCAACUCCACAUCUUCACCACCAUCCAGCUCAUCUGCACCACCUACUGAAUCAACAACCAUGAAAAAUGCUUCAACUGAAGCUUCCUCCAGCUCAGCCACCAUGACUCCACAUAACAAGCCUAAAGGCACUCAAAUGAGCACUAGAACCACCACCUCUAUUGUCAUCCAUGGUGGAUGUUGUGGCUUCAGACCUCCUCUGCUGCUCUCUGCAGCUUCUCUCCUGCUCUGUCGGUUCCUUUUGUGAGCCUCAAACAUCAUCAAAUUAAGCAUUUCUGCCUCUUCAGAGAAGGUUUCCUGUUUCUCCUGAAUGCUGGUGGAGAAUCUGAGCAAAAGAAGAACCAUUGAUGUGUUGUUUUUUUUUUUUAUUCUCUGGGGAGGUUUUUGGUUAAUUAAAGAUUUGAAAACUUG
Girardinichthys multiradiatus is the source of this 1739-nucleotide messenger RNA. RefSeq names its product putative protein TPRXL. Lineage: Eukaryota; Metazoa; Chordata; Actinopteri; Cyprinodontiformes; Goodeidae. The coding region runs from base 784 to 1575 and encodes 263 amino acids. The record is from RefSeq and is a predicted model, not a curated record. The transcript has 2 exons.